This is a messenger RNA of Lemur catta (Ring-tailed lemur), 843 nucleotides long. Its product is annotated as protein FAM76A-like. The transcript has a single exon. The coding region runs from base 1 to 843 and encodes 280 amino acids. NCBI's taxonomy places the organism in Eukaryota, Metazoa, Chordata, Mammalia, Primates, Lemuridae. The record is from RefSeq and is a predicted model, not a curated record.
AUGGUGGCGCUCUACACAUGCACCAAAUGCCACCAGCUCUUCCCCUUGGAGGCGCUGUCUCAGGGGCAGCAGCUGUGCAAGGAAUGUCAGAUUGCACCUGUCGUGAAGUGCACCUACUGCAGGACUGAGUACCAGCAGGAGAGUAAAAACAAUACAAUAUGCAAGAAAUGUGCUCAGAAUGUACAGUUGUAUGGAACACCCAAACCUUGUCAGUAUUGCAACAUAAUUGCAGCAUUUAUUGGCAAUAAAUGCCAGCACUUCACAAAUUCAGAGAUGUAUGGACCACCCUAUUCUUGUGAACAGUGUAAGCAACAAUGUGCAUUUGACAGGAAAGAUGAUAGAAAGAAGGUAGAUGGGAAAUUGCUGUGCUUGCUGUGCACACUUUCAUACAAACAGGUCCUUCAGAAGACCAAAGAGCAGAGGAAACACCUGGGCAGCUCUUCUCGUGCUGGCCAUCAGGAGAAGGAGCAGUAUAGUCGCCUGACUGGUGGUGGCCAUUAUACCAGCCAGAAAACCCUUUCUACAUCUUCAAUUCAAAAUGAAAUCCCAAAGAAAAAGUCCAAGUUUGAGUCCAUCACAACUAAUGGAGACAGCUUUUCCCCAGACCUGGCUCUGGACUCACCAGGCAUUGACCACUUUGUCAUCAUUGCCCAGCUGAAGGAAGAAGUGGCUACCCUGAAGAAGAUGUUGCAUCAAAAGGAUCAAAUGAUUUUCGAGAAGGAGAAAAAGAGUACGGAGUUAAAGGCUGAUUUUCAAUACCAGGAAUCUCAGAUGAGAGCCAAAAUGAACCAGAUGGAGAAAACCCACAUAGAAGUUACAGAACAAUUGCAGGCCAAAAACUGA